Molecule: messenger RNA, 2392 nt
Organism: Larimichthys crocea (large yellow croaker)
Lineage: Eukaryota; Metazoa; Chordata; Actinopteri; Sciaenidae
Product: EGF-like repeat and discoidin I-like domain-containing protein 3
Exons: 10
Coding region: 135-1568 (477 amino acids)
Cellular component (GO): plasma membrane
Molecular function (GO): calcium ion binding; signaling receptor activity
Source: RefSeq, a predicted model, not a curated record
AUCCAGGCUCCCUUCAUUUAUCACUCCGUCAAUCCUCUACAGUCCAGCCGGGAUCCCCCACAUAUUUCCGACAGCACUUUAAGGCAGCAUAAAUAGGAAGUUUAGAAGAACAAACAAAGUGAGGAUAAACAAAUAUGAAACGUCCCGGAAAUGUAAUCACAGCGACUCUAACAACAUUUACUCUCCUUCUUUGCCUGAGUUCAGUCAGAGGUGACUACUGUGAGGUGAAUGUUUGCCAGAAUGGAGGAACAUGUGUGACAGGUGUAGGAGAACAUGCCUUCAUCUGUAUCUGUGCAGAUGGCUUUGGUGGAGACACCUGCAACGUGACAGAGACAGGACCCUGCAGUCCUAACCCCUGUACCAACGAUGGGACGUGCGAGAUCGUCGCUCCCACCAGACGAGGAGACGUUUUCAACGAGUACUUCUGCAAGUGCCAGCCCGGCUUCGAGGGAGCGCACUGCCAAAUCAAUGUGAAUGACUGUGUGAACGAGCCCUGUCGCAAUGGAGGGGUAUGUCGAGAUCUUGAUGGAGACUUCACCUGCCACUGUCCCUCACCAUAUGUUGGGAAGCAGUGCCAACUACGUUGCAUUUCUCUUCUGGGAUUGGAGGGAGGAGCAAUCGUGGAUCCGCAGAUCUCAGCUUCUUCUGUGCACUACGGCAUUCUGGGUCUUCAGCGUUGGGGCCCGGAGUUAGCUCGACUCAACAACCAAGGUAUCGUCAAUGCCUGGACGUCAGCUGCCCACGACAGGAACCCCUGGAUCGAGAUAAAUAUGCAGAAGAAGAUGCGUCUGACAGGCAUCAUCACUCAGGGAGCCAGUCGAAUGGGCACGGCUGAGUAUAUCAAAGCCUUCAAGGUGGCGAGCAGCUUUGAUGGGAGCUCUUACACGACUUACAGAGUGGAAGGCCAACGGAGAGACAAGGUUUUCGUGGGCAACACAGAUAACGACAGCACAAAGACAAACCUGUUUGACCCCCCGAUCAUAGCCCAGUACAUCCGCAUCAUCCCAGUGGUUUGCCGCAGGGCCUGCACGCUGCGCAUGGAGCUGGUGGGAUGUGAACUCAAUGUUUAUUCAAACGCCGCAGGUUGCUCAGAGCCCCUGGGAAUGAAGUCUCGCCUCAUCUCAGACGGGCAGCUUUCAGCCUCUAGCACGUACCGCACGUGGGGUAUCGAUACCUUCACGUGGCACCCUCAGUACGCCCGACUAGAUAAGCAGGGAAAGACAAACGCCUGGUCUCCCGCCCACAACAACCGUUCAGAGUGGAUCCAGGUCGAUCUGGAGAAGACAAAGCGCCUCACAGGCAUCAUCACUCAGGGGGCCAAGGACUUUGGGGUGGUGCAGUUUGUGUCUGUGUUUAAAGUUGCUUACAGUAGCGAUGGAGAGACGUGGAGUGUAGUGAAGGAGGAGAACACCAGCAAUGAUAAGCUUUUCCAAGGCAACAUCGACAACAACACCCAGAAGAAGAACCUAUUCGAGCCUCCGUUCUACGCCCAGUAUGUCCGAGUCGUCCCCUGGGAGUGGCACGAGCGCAUCACUCUACGCAUGGAGCUGCUGGGCUGUGAUGACUAAAAAAAAAACUCAUCAAUCACCAUCUCACAGUGCUCCAUCCUCAUCCAGUCGCUCCAAUCUCCUCAAAACCCACAGCAGAGGAGGGGAUUUCGGACAGAACGUCUGUUCUGUGCUCCAUUGGUUCCUCUGGAUUAAAGAUCCUGUCGGCUGCUGGGACUGUAACACUGUAGCACUUUCUAACUAGUGACUUUUUUAUGUUUAUGUUCAUGUUGUUUUGACUUUUCUCACAGAAAGAUGAAGUAUCCAUGAUAUGAAUUUAAGUAGCUUUGACAGAAACAACAUUUGCAGUCUUUAUUAUUUGCUUCUUCUAAGAAUUCAGACUUCAAACUAGAGUUUUAAACCGUUUCCUUCCUUUGCAGUUAACAACCUUGCUAAUUUAUUUGUAGUUUUUUUUUAACAGUCCGCAGAGGACAGAUGACAAACAUUCUCACAAACAUAUUCACUCACUUUGCACGCACUCUUCAACUGCUGUUACUAUUAGUAGUAGUAACUAGUUACUUAGUUACUUGAGUGCACACUAGCACAAUGAAGCAGGGCCUGUGCAAUACAGAGAAUAUUUUUGGCAUUUCCAACAAUCCCAAAAGAGACUCCAAGAGUAGAAAAUGUAACCUGCAGCACACGGCUCUGUCAUUUAAAUGAUGGAAGGACAAACUUUGCAGGUUAUUUUGCUUCAGUCUUACAUAUAAUUUCAUUGUAAUUUAAUCAUUUUUACAACAAAUGUGAAAUAUGUAGAAAAAUGUGUAGAAAAUAAACAUUGUUUUACAUUUUUUUUGUAUUCCUUGUUGGUCUUGAACUGAGAUCAUUUAUUAAAUGUUAAAAAUAAA